Messenger RNA from Penicillium expansum, 573 nucleotides. Its product is annotated as DUF967 domain protein. Bases 1 to 573 code for a protein of 190 amino acids. NCBI's taxonomy places the organism in Eukaryota, Fungi, Ascomycota, Eurotiomycetes, Eurotiales, Aspergillaceae. Gene Ontology annotation, cellular component: TRC complex. Gene Ontology annotation, biological process: post-translational protein targeting to endoplasmic reticulum membrane. The record is from RefSeq and is a predicted model, not a curated record. The transcript has 2 exons.
AUGGCUCUUUCCGCACCUAGCACAGAUCCUAAAGUCCUGAUCGCUCAAGAAACAAGCGCAGAGCAAAUCUUCCCCACCUUCACAGCAGACACUGCUUGGCAGCUAGGAAAUGCACUGAGGGAGCGAAUCCUCCGCCUCCCCAGCGGACAACGCCAACCGGCCCUGAUCUCCAUUGCUCUCAGCGGCGGAGCCCCACUCCACGUGGUGUUCCAGGCUGUGACGGAGAGUGGCACGAUCCCAGACAACGAGAACUGGGUGCGCCGGAAGCGCAACACCGUGCUCCGCUUUGGUAUCUCAAGCUGGGCUAUGAGACAGAAGACCGUUAGUGGCCUCCCGGCUGAUGCCGACGCGGACCAGGUCGAGGCUGCUUUUGUUAAGAAGUACUCUGUUCCGAGUGCCAAUGGCGGUGCUGUUGCGGAUGAGUAUGCUAUUCAUGGUGGUGCCUACCCGAUCCGCGUGCGUGGUGUGGAUGGGGUUAUUGGUGUUGUUGUUGUUAGUGGGUUAAAGCAAGAGGAUGAUCAUCAGGUUGUUGCCGAGACUAUUCAAGCGUUUAUCGCUCAGCAAGCACAAUAG